Ceratotherium simum simum (southern white rhinoceros) is the source of this 2386-nucleotide messenger RNA. It is a transcript of the gene TRIM26, whose product is annotated as tripartite motif containing 26. NCBI's taxonomy places the organism in Eukaryota, Metazoa, Chordata, Mammalia, Perissodactyla, Rhinocerotidae. Gene Ontology annotation, molecular function: protein binding; zinc ion binding. The record is from RefSeq and is a predicted model, not a curated record.
CGCUGGUUCGGGGUAAUCUCGAUGGGGACUCGGAAGAGCCCGGAGAUUAGCGGCGGGGACGCGCCGUCGCGCUGGGUUCUCGCGGGGGGUCGCGACCCGGAACUGACCGCCGCGGGAGAGAAGCGACCCCAGCCCCGGAUUCGCGGUCCGGAGCUCGCGGCCGGAGGAGAAGCCCCUGCCAGUGACCACAGACCCCUCUGAGCUAAGGACACCAUGGCCACGUCAGCCCCACUGCGGACCCUGGAAGAGGAGGUGACCUGCUCCAUCUGCCUCGAUUACCUGCGGGACCCUGUGACCAUAGACUGUGGCCACGUCUUCUGCCGUAGCUGUACCACCGACAUCCGCCCGGCCUCGGGGGGCCGCCCCGUCUGUCCCCUCUGCAAGAAGCCUUUUAAGAAGGAGAACAUCCGACCUGUGUGGCAGCUGGCCAGCCUGGUGGAGAACAUCGAGCGGCUGAAGGUGGACAAGGGCAGGCAGCCGGGAGACGUGGCCCGGGAGCAGCAGGACACGAAGCUGUGCGAGCGACACCAGGAGAAGCUGCACUACUACUGCGAGGACGACGGGAAGCUGCUGUGUGUGAUGUGCCGGGAGUCUCGGGAGCACAGGCCCCACACGGCCGUCCUCGUGGAGAAGGCCGCCCAGCCCCACAGGGAAAAAAUCCUGAACCACCUGAGCACCCUAAGGAGAGACAGAGACAAAAUUCAGGGCUUUCAGGCAAAGGGAGAAGCUGAUAUCCUGGCUGCACUGAAGAAGCUCCAGGACCAGAGGCAGUACAUCGUGGCUGAGUUUGAGCAGGGCCACCAGUUCCUGAGGGAGCGGGAGCAGCACCUGCUGGACCAGCUGGAGAAGCUGGAGCAGGAGCUCACGGAGGGCAGGGAGAAGUACAAGACCAGGGGCGUCGGGGAGCUUGCCCGGCUGGCGCUGGUCAUCUCCGAGCUGGAGGACAAGGCACAGCAGCCGGCUGCAGAGCUCAUGCAGGACACCAGAGACUUCUUAAACAGGUAUCCGCGGAAGAAGUUCUGGAUUGGGAAACCCAUUGCUCGUCUGGUUAAAAAGAGGACAGGAGAAUUCUCAGAUAAACUUCUGUCUCUGCAGCGAGGCCUGAGGGAAUUCCAAGGGAAGCUGCUGAGAGACUUGGAAUAUAAGACGGUGAGUGUCACCCUGGACCCACAGUCAGCCAGUGGGUACCUGCAGCUGUCAGAGGACUGGAAGUGCGUGACCUACACCAGCCUGUACCAGGGUGCUUACCUGCACCCCCAGCAGUUUGACUGUGAGCCGGGGGUGCUGGGCAGCAAGGGCUUCACCUGGGGCAAGGUCUACUGGGAGGUGGAGGUGGAGAGGGAGGGCUGGUCCGAGGAUGAAGAGGAGGGGGACGAGGAGGAAGAGGGGGAAGAGGAGGAGGAGGAAGAGGAGGCCGUCUAUGGGGAUGGAUACGACGACUGGGAAACGGAUGAGGACGAGGAAUCGUUGGGGGAUGAAGAGGAAGAAGAGGAGGAGGAGGAGGAGGAAGUUCUGGAAAGCUGCAUGGUGGGGGUGGCCAGAGACUCUGUGAAGAGGAAGGGAGACCUCUCCCUGCGGCCGGAGGAUGGGGUGUGGGCGCUGCGCCUCUCCUCUGCGGGCAUCUGGGCCAACACCAACCCCGAGGCUGAACUCUUCCCAGCCCUGCGGCCCCGGAGAGUGGGCAUCGCCCUGGAUUAUGAAGGGGGCACUGUGACUUUCACCAACGCAGAGUCACAGGAACUCAUCUACACCUUCACUGCCACCUUCACCCGGCGCCUGGUCCCCUUCCUGUGGCUCAAGUGGCCGGGAACACGCCUCCUGCUGAGACCCUGAGCCCCAGUGCCUGUCCCUGGCCCCACACCCACAGAUGCUUCACUUCUCAAAUUCCAGGACUCCGUGAGGAGGGGAAGGAGGUGCCUGGCCAGAGCACCUGGAGCAGGAGAGGGGAGGGACCCCAUGUCCACUGCCGCUCUCCUCCCUACGGCUGUGGCCCCGUUGAGACCUCGCUAAGUGCUGUUGCUCCAUCCACACUGCUGUAGUUCGGCUCCUCUCCCACCUCCUGGAGGUUUCCUUGCAAAAUUCUGACCCUGCGGACCGUUAGGGCUCCUCCCUCCCUUCAGCCCACUGCCUUUGACCCAGCUCUACAUACUUUUUGUUGAAUAAGAGGCAAGGGCAGCAUUUUCUUGCCCAGUAUGGCACCCCAUGCCAGCUGUUCUUGGGAAAGACCAGUUGACCAUUACGCUCAAGGCCAUUUUGCUGUCCUCAAAUCCAGUACUCCUCUGCCCAAAUCUACUCCUGCUGCCUGCCUUCCCUGGCACUUUAAACAGACCUACUACCACCCCAACUCAGAGUUAAACAUCAUGAAAAUGCUGGAAAUGAACUGAAU